GUUCCCCCGCAGUGAGUGCGUGAUCUGAUCAUUGAGAAUCAGAACACGAGAAGCUGGUCCUCGGUUCGGUUGUGUUGGAGAUGUUGGAUCAUCAGUGUGUGUCUCCGGUCAUCGAGGUCUUCAUUCCGUCUCUCAUGAGGGAAGUGAACGAGACGGGAAAGUUGCGCAAACUCUUCAGGUUGGAGAUUCUCUUCAAUGGAAGGAAGCACUUUGUUUUGCGGAGACACAGUGAAUUUCAGACACUUCACCGGAAGCUGAAGAAAAUUCUGCACGCUCCCGAUUUCCCCAGUAAGAGAAAUCAGCACCUGCGAACCAAACCACUGGAGCAAAGACGGCUGGAACUGGAAGACUACAUCCAGGUGAUUCUGUAUCAAAAUGACAUUGUUCCUCAAGAGCUCCUGGACUUCCUGCAGGUCAAACAUUUUCAUUCGGCGAGCAAGAACUGCAGCUCAGAUGAAAACCAGUCAGAUGACUGUCAAGAGCAGGGAUACAGAUUCCAGUUAUUCCAUCAGAGAGUUGUUGGUUUCUCGGCUGACCCUUACCAGCUUGAAUCCAGAUCAGGUCUCCCUGAUAUCGUGGCGGCUGGCGUCCUGCAGGGUUUCUACCCCAGAGACGUCAAAGUGAGUUUCAAAAAGAGCUGCGCUGAACCCAGAGGCCUCACCUGUGCACCAGAGCUGCCCGUGCAUCCCAAACUCCCCACUAUUACCAUAAACAGAAGCAAUAUCAGCUCACUGCCAGAGUCACAGAGAGUAUGAGUGUUGCCUAGCAACCCCAUCUGCUUUAAAUGUGCCUUUACAUGUUUAGACUGAAUCUUUCAUCUUUAGGUUUGUCAUAUUUUAUUAUCUGUCUCGGUCAUUUUCAUGUCAAAAUCAGAAAGUAGUUUAAUAAAUAAAGAUUAUUUUUAGGA
Cyprinus carpio (common carp) is the source of this 907-nucleotide messenger RNA. Its product is annotated as sorting nexin-24-like. NCBI's taxonomy places the organism in Eukaryota, Metazoa, Chordata, Actinopteri, Cypriniformes, Cyprinidae. The record is from RefSeq and is a predicted model, not a curated record. Gene Ontology annotation, molecular function: phosphatidylinositol phosphate binding.